This is a messenger RNA of Chrysemys picta bellii (western painted turtle), 6365 nucleotides long. RefSeq names its product RANBP2-type and C3HC4-type zinc finger containing 1 (gene RBCK1). The record is from RefSeq and is a predicted model, not a curated record. Gene Ontology annotation, molecular function: ubiquitin binding; ubiquitin-protein transferase activity; metal ion binding. Gene Ontology annotation, biological process: proteasome-mediated ubiquitin-dependent protein catabolic process; positive regulation of canonical NF-kappaB signal transduction; protein linear polyubiquitination. NCBI's taxonomy places the organism in Eukaryota, Metazoa, Chordata, Testudines, Emydidae. Gene Ontology annotation, cellular component: ubiquitin ligase complex.
UCUCAGCGGCCCCCGGGAACGGCCCCCAGUUGGGGUGGCAGGAGAGCAGUUUGGCCCGUGGGAUGGGGUGAAGGAUGAAGGUUCAGAGGUUGUCCAUGCAGCUGCGCAGGAAGGGGCAACGGGCCGCUCCUCAGCCCAACCCGGCCGGUGCAAGAGGACAGCAGAGCCCCCUCGGAAUCGCUCGCCGCUGACCCAUAACCUCUUGCGUUAGGUGAGGGGACAUCAUCUCCUCCACCUGCUGUCCGGCGUCCCUGGGGCUGGUCCUGGGUUCGCCCCUCUCCCCUUGUCUCACUCACACUUCCCUUUGUUCGCUGAUAAGUACACAGCCCUGGGCUCCCUCUAGCAGUCAGCCAGUCCCAGCCCUGGGGCUCCCCCUCGUACAGACAGACCCAGCCCUACCAGCAGGCCGUGUUGUCUUGCUACCCACAUCCCUGGGAGCUGGGACUGAACACCCCACGACUAAGUCAGGGCUUCUCCACCUGCCUGUUCCUCCUGGCUCAGCGUGCGCAGGGCUGGGGGCCCGGUACGGGAAAGGGAGAGAAGCCCUGAUGUGAGGCCCAGCAUAGAAUCGCAGAAAUGUGGGGCUGGAAGGAACCCGAGAGCUCAUCCAGUCCAGCCCCUGCGCUGUGGCAGGACCAAAUAAACCUAGACCAGCCCUGAUGGAUUUGUCCAACCUGUCCUUAGAAACCCCCAAGGAAAGGGAUUCCACAGCCUCCCUCGGCUGCCUGUUCCAGAGCUUCAUCACCCUUAGAGUCCGAAAGCUCCAACCAUUUAACCUAAACCUCCGUGGCUGCAGAUUACGUCCAUUCCUCCUUGUCCUGCCUUCAGUGGACGUGGAGAACAACUGAGCCGAUUCCGGCCUCUUUAUAACGGCCCUUAACACAUCUGAAGACUGAUACCAGGUCCCUGGGUCAGGCUCUCGUCUCUACACGAAACGUGCCCAGUUGAUUUAACCUGUCCGCACAGGUCAGGUUUUCUAAACCUUUUACCAUUUUUGUUGCUCUUCUCUGGACUCUCUCCAAUUUGUCCACAUCUCUCCCAAAGUGGGGUGCCCAGAACUGGGCACGGGACUCCAGCAGAGGCCUCCCCGGUGCUGAGUAGAGCAGGACAAUGACCUCCCGUGCCUUACGUACAACUCUCCUGUUAACACCCAGGAAGGAUUUAGCUCUUUUCACAACUGCAUCACAUUGACUCACGCUCAGCUGGUGAGCCUCGGUGACCCCCAGCAGCACCACCACCACCUAGGCCCCAUUUUGUAGCCGGGCAUUUGAUUUUUCCUUCCUAAGUGUCAGACUUGGCAUCUGUCUUUGCUGAAUUUCCUCUUGUUGCAGCUCCACGGAAGGUGACCCUGGGGCUGGAUGGCGCCGCAGCUCUCACUAGGCCUCCCAAAGUCCUGUCCCAGCCUGCCUCAACUCCCUGCCAAGCCCUGGGAUGGCGCCUUCAGGGCAGGCCUCCCCUUCCCUUGCUUCAAAGCCCAGCAUGGCUCUCCCCAGGUGGCUCGCGGUGAAUGGGAAUCCCCGGGAGGCCGAGAGGGUCGGAGCCACUGCUCCGCAGCCUGUGGGUGGGGGAGCACCUAGUGAUUCCUCUCAGCUGGCCGGCGGGCCGCGCCGUGCCGCGCCGUGGGAGGGCUGGGGAGCUGCACUUUCGGUUUCUGAGUCCCCUGCAGCUGCUUCUGCGGUUUUGUUCCUGUUGCUCUCAGCCCAGCCCUGUUUCAAGGCCUUGGCUUCACUUCCUCAUCUCUCCGCUUCUGCUUUCAGUUUUCACUUCACUCAGUGGUGAGCUCUCAGCUGGCCCUGACCCCUGCCCAGUGUCUAGCCCCUGGUGCAGGGCUCCGCGAGCUCCGGGAUUCUGCUGGGAUGGGGACGAAAUACAUGGAGGAGACGACGAAGAAAGCAGAGGAGCUGGCCCUGAAGCUGGCUAAGGCCAUCGAGGGCGGGGACAAGGAGCUGGCGCGGGAGUGUGCUGGCUGGCUGGCCGAGCAGCGGGUGCCCGUGACGGUGCAGGUGAAGCCGGAGGCCUACCCCAAAAAGGAAAUCAGCUUGUGGGUGGGAGUGGAGGACGCCCAGAUGACCACAGUCCCCAUCUACCUGCAAGUCAAUCCUCAUAUGACUUUGGCUUCUCUGAAGGACAUGGUAUUCCUCCACUACGGCUUCCCACCCAGUGUUCAGCAGUGGGUGGUGGGCAAGAGGCUCCCCGGAGACCAGGAGACCCUGCACUACAACGGCAUCCAGCGAGAUGGUGACAUGGCCUAUCUCUACCUCAGGUCUGCCAAAGAGGCCAAGCUCAGCAAAGAGACAUUCCAGAGGGAGCGGCAGCGCCGAGUCCUGGCAGAACUGGGCUUCGGCGACAUCAGCCUGCAGCCUCGUGGGAGCCAGGAACCAGCGGAUGCGGGGCUCGGAGCCGGGGUGCAGGAGCAGGACAGCCUGUGCAUGGAGGAGCUGAGGCAUGAGCUCUCGCAGGUGGAAGCCGCCCUGCCCCCUGAACCCCCCAAGGUCGGCUGGGUCUGUCCGAGCUGCACCUACGUCAACAAGCCCACCCGCCCCGGCUGCGAGAUCUGCUGCAAGGAGCGGCCCGAGGACUACGCGGUGCCCCCGGCUUACCAGCCGGACGAGGAGGAGCUGGCGAGGAUGAGGAACGAGGAGGAAGCUAUGAGGCAGUCCCUACAGGUGACGGAGCAGCAGAAGAUCGAGAACUACCAGCACAUCCUGCAGGUGGACAGGCAGAGCCUGGUGCCCACCGCUGAAGUGAUCGAAUGUCCCAUCUGCUUUGUGACCCUGCAGCCUGGAAAGGGGGUGACCCUGCGGGAGUGCCUGCACUCCUUCUGCAGGGACUGUCUGAAGGGGACGAUCCUAUACAGCCUGGAGCCGGAGGUGCCCUGCCCGUACAUCGACGAGAAGUACUCCUGCACGGGACAGCUGCUGGAGCGUGAGAUCAAAGCGCUCCUGAGUGCUGCCGAAUACCAGCGCUUCCUGGACCUGGGCGUCUCCCUCGCCGAGAACCGCAGCCGGUCCAGCUACCACUGCAAGACCACGGAUUGCCGGGGCUGGUGCAUCUUCGAGGAUGACGUGAACGAGUUUGCCUGCCCCGUGUGCCAGAAGGUGAACUGCCUGCUCUGCAAGGCCAUUCACGAGAACAUGAACUGCAAGGAGUAUCAGGAUGACCUCAAGCUCCGGGCUCAGAACGACCAGGCUGCCAGGCAGACCACGGAGAUGCUGACGCUGAUGGUCCAGAGGGGGGAGGCCAUGCACUGUCCCACCUGUAAGAUCGUUGUCCAGAAGAAGGACGGCUGUGACUGGAUCUGCUGCACUGUCUGUCACACGGAGAUCUGCUGGGUGACCAAGGGGCCGCGCUGGGGGCCAGCGGGCCCGGGCGAUACCAACGGUGGCUGCCGCUGCAGGCUGAACGGCGCUCCUUGCCAUUCCCAGUGUCACAACUGCCACUGAGCACGCAGAAGCCAAGAGGAAGGAGGGGGCGGCCACUCCCUACACAGUGCUCCAGCCCCGUUGGGGGGGCACACAGCUCCCCUCGAGCCCCUGGCUACUCUCCCCACCAUGCCUUCACAGCCUGGGGCCAGGCCUGUCGGUUUCUGGCUCCGAGCCCACCACAGACUCAUGUGUCCGCUCGGGGAAGGACUGCGCAGGUCAGCAGCCAUGGGGCGAGCGGAGCGUUCCUGUUUCAUGGAUUGAAGGCGGACUUAGGAGAAGGCUGGGUGCUGGCUGCCCCGUGCUGGGAACCCAGUGCCCUGUGAAAGUUGAGGGGGCCCUACCUCACAAGCUGCUCCCUUCGCGUGUCCUGCUGCAGCAGCUGUGGAGAAAAUGACCGGGCUGGGUUGGAACAGCAGGCUGGGAACAUUCGGGCUCCUCUAGUUCAUGGAGGUGGCAGGUACAUUAGUGGCCCUCAGGCUUGAAGGAGCCCUUCCUCAUCCCUUAGGGAAAACAUGGCUCCCCCUCGCCUACAGGUCAGCAUUGCAGCCUGAGCCAUUUUGCCAGCCACAGGGAAAAGGGUUUUUGGUGCCCCGCAUCUCCCAAGUGGCCAAGCAGAAAAAAGGGCCAGCCCCUCAGAGAGGAGCAAAACUGCUGAGCAGUGCAGGGGACUGCCUGGGCCACCACCCCUCCACCUGGCUCCAGUUACAGCCUCCAGCCUGCCCGCUGCAGCCCAUUGGCACGUCUCAGUCAGCUGGUGCAGCAGGCCCCAGCCCAGCUGGCGUGCACGGUCCGCUCCAGGGCACUGGGGACAGACCGGGCAGUGGUGGGUUCUUAGCAGGCAGCUUUCGUUGCCCUCCACCUGGAUUUACAAUAAAGAGCCGCAACUUUUGGUCCGGAAGUUUGUGUGUCGACCCAGUGGUGCUGUGCCUGGUUAUGCAGAUAUGGCAUCUCCUGAGAGGCAGGUUUAGCCUGCCCCUCGCACAUCAGUGGGUUGUAGACGUAACUGCCAAACUAGGCCAAAUGAUUCCUGCUGGGGAGGGGCUGGUGUCUGUCAGCAACUGGUCUCACUGUGAGAGAAUCUCCACACAAGCUGCCAAGUCAGCAUCACUCCAUUGCCGUCCAUGCUGAUUUAUCCCACCCGAGGAGCCAGUCCCCUGGCUAAUGCCUGAGCCGUGCACGAGACCCCCCUGGGCUCCUGGCUAUUCAUGGGUAAAUCCCACUUCCCUUUACGAGAUCUGGCUACCUGGCUUUUCCUUCGGGGUGAAGUCCGACUCCCUUCCUGGCCUAUGCUGCUGGAUAGCAGAACGCUGGUAACUGGCUGCUGUUGUGCAGGGGUGGGCUGCGUUUCACCAGCGGAUGAAGUGAUACGUCCAGUUUAACAUUCCUACAACAUAAACUUUAAACGUGAUUAUGAAAAUUACUUCUUGAGAGGAAGUCACAGCAUGCUAAAAAUAGCACCAGCCCACUCUAGCAAACCGCGUGCCUGAAACACGUCAUGGAGCUGGGGAGAGGCACACCAGCAGUGUCUGCAGGGCUGCUAAUGAACUCAAACCCAGCUGUAGAUGGUGCUGCCAGGCUGGGUUCAAUGGGAGACGACUGGAUGGGUGCCACACAGCCUCCUUUCGAGGUGGCUAAGAGUGACAUGGGCAACAUGACCAGCAUCUCUGACCAUGGCACUAAGUGCAUUGCAGCCUCUCCCUGCUCGCCCGCCCAUUCUCUCGUCCUUUCACCUUCCUCAGUGGCAAAGAGGGAACUAGAAACAAUGAAGCCCCUUGAGCAGCGACACAUCUGAGUCAGUGGCAGAGCUGGAAACAGAACCACAGGGUGACUCACUCACUGCACAGCACGACCAGCUCCAGGCUCGGGAGAGACAGAAAAGCCAAUUUUGCACGGCCCAAGCUGCAAGCCACGUGCCUGGGCAGCCAGAAGACCUGCUAGCCCCGAGGCGCACUCACACGGGGGGAGGUAUGUGGUAACCGGGUAUUGCUGUUUAUUUUACACAGUUCUGUACAAAACAGCAUUUACAUGUGUAUACAAGUCUUUAUACAGAGUAAACCACCUGAAGAGAACAGUGUCUUUCAGCAGGGGCCAUCCUGGCCUCCUCCAUGAAGGCGUGAAAAGAGAAUGAAACAGUUACGUUCCUGGAGAGCCUGAGUGCAGGCCAAGCGCACCAGCUGUCAGUCUCCAGGGACCCUCAGCCAUGGAAGGGUACUAAAGGCUCAGUAACCCCUCCAGGCGGGAAUGGGCUGGAAACCGCUCCGAGCGUAUAAGGCAGGGGAUCACACUUAGGUGUGGGAGGUGUCUGACUGGAUCCCCAAGCUGUGGCGUUUUGAUCUGUACACGCAAGGGGAAAUCACACAGUGCACACAACACUCAGCGCCACAACAGGUCCCUGCAAUGGCACCUUGUCGCUUCACUAGGCGGCACAGAUGUUUGUGUUUUUCCCUCAGGAGUCAGUAACAUCAAGUCUCCUCUUCCCUGUGUGUGGUGGAGGACCAGAGAGCUGGAACAGGCACUCAUAGCCUGUAACUGAAGCAUGGACAGAGGGUUUCGACCUUUAACAAAGAUCUUUCCUGCCAGCUGCAUCUGGUGUUGGAGCUAGAGGUGUUAACAGGAAAAACAAUGUUAAAAGCCGACUAUACCUCUCAACUGCUCAGUAUUUGCUCCUCGAUACCUGUGAUAUCAAUCCUACCAGCUCUCUAGUUGCCCAGCAUCUGAUAAGCAAAGCAGGUGAGACAAGAUCUGAAUUUCUAAUGUUAAAAAAACAGCAGAAAGAUUUUCAGAUGGGGGAGGGAACUCCUUUCCAACUGCCUUUACACAACAGAAAAGGCCAACCCCCCCCCACUGUAUUUUAAUUGUACAGGUCAGGCAGGAUUUGCAGAAGCCCCUGAAUUAGGAGCAUAAACCCCACUGAAUGGGACUUGUACUUUCAACUCACCU